AGAACGUGGUGUCCUUGGCCAAUGUGGGUCUGCCCAGCCACCUCACUGAGUGCCACCGCCCACGGCCUGCCUAUGUCACCCACACAGCCCCUGUGGUCAAGAUGCUCGUUGAGCAGGAUCAGUGGAGAAAGGCUGCAUCCAACUGCCCGUCCGAGACAGAGCCAAAUGGAGAGCCUCAAGAAGCUGGUUUUGAAGAGGAAAC
Messenger RNA from Merops nubicus (carmine bee-eater), 202 nucleotides. Its product is annotated as CMT1A duplicated region transcript 4 protein homolog. The transcript has a single exon. The record is from RefSeq and is a predicted model, not a curated record. The annotation marks the transcript as partial. Lineage: Eukaryota; Metazoa; Chordata; Aves; Coraciiformes; Meropidae.